AUGAAGGAAGAAGGAGCCACCAACACAGCCACAAUGAAGGAAGAAGGAGCCAUAAACACAGCCACAAUGAAGGAAGAAGGAGCCACCAACACAGCCACAAUGAAGGAAGAAGGAGCCAUAAACACAGCCACAAUGAAGGAAGGAGGAGCCACCAACACAGCCACAAUGAAGGAAGAAGGAGCCAUAAACAUAGCCACAAUGAAGGAAGGAGGAGCCAUAAACACAGCCACAAUGAAGGAAGGAGGAGCCACCAACACAGCCACAAUGAAGGAAGAAGGAGCCAUAAACACAGCCACAAUGAAGGAAGAAGGAGCCAUAAACACAGCCACAGUGAAGGAAGGAGGAGCCAUAAACACAGCCACAAUGAAGGAAGGAGGAGCCAUAAACACAGCCACAGUGAAGGAAGGAGGAGCCACCAACAGCCACAGUGAAGGAAGGAGGAGCCACCAACACAGCCACAAUGAAGGAAGGAGGAGCCACCAACACAGCCACAAUGAAGGAAGGAGGAGCCACCAACACAGCCACAGUGAAGGAAGGAGCAGCCACCAACACAGCCACAGUGAAGGAAGAAGGAGCCACCAACACAGCCACAGCGAAGGAAGGAGCAGCCACCAACACAGCCACAGCCACCACACAGCCACGAAGGAAGGAGGAGCCACCAACACAGCCACAGUGAAGGAAGGAGCAGCCACCAACACAGCCACAGUGAAGGAAGGAGCAGCCACCAACACAGCCACAGUGAAGGAAGGAGGAGCCACCAACACAGCCACAGUGAAGGAAGAAGGAGCCACCAACACAGCCACAGUGAAGGAAGGAGCAGCCACCAACACAGCCACAGUGAAGGAAGGAGGAGCCACCAACACAGCCACAGUGAAGGAAGGAGGAGCCACCAACACAGCCACAGUGAAGGAAGGAGCAGCCACCAACACAGCCACAGUGAAGGAAGGAGGAGCCACCAACACAGCCACAGUGAAGGAAGGAGCAGCCACCAACACAGCCACAGUGAAGGAAGGAGCAGCCACCAACACAGCCACAGUGAAGGAAGGAGGAGCCACCAACACAGCCACAGUGAAGGAAGGAGGAGCCACCAACACAGCCACAGUGAAGGAAGGAGGAACCAUAACCACACACAAACGGGCUAAUAUCAGACGUCCAUGA
Messenger RNA from Procambarus clarkii (red swamp crayfish), 1158 nucleotides. Lineage: Eukaryota; Metazoa; Arthropoda; Malacostraca; Decapoda; Cambaridae. The record is from RefSeq and is a predicted model, not a curated record.